Messenger RNA from Hyposmocoma kahamanoa, 4294 nucleotides. RefSeq lists its product as uncharacterized. The transcript is spliced from 4 exons. Gene Ontology annotation, molecular function: clathrin binding. Bases 121 to 3180 code for a protein of 1019 amino acids. The record is from RefSeq and is a predicted model, not a curated record. Gene Ontology annotation, cellular component: AP-1 adaptor complex; trans-Golgi network membrane. Gene Ontology annotation, biological process: intracellular transport. Lineage: Eukaryota; Metazoa; Arthropoda; Insecta; Lepidoptera; Cosmopterigidae.
GUUAUUGGCUGGAUUAUACAAGCCCUCUAGUGUUUUAGUGCUAAUAUAUGGAAACGUCAACGCGUUUACUAAAGCUACCUGUGAAAACAUCAUCAGUUCGUAGGAUUUUUGUGUUUAAGAAUGUCGAUUCCUCCACUUGUUUGUAGUACUCCUCCGCCACCUGACCAGUGCGAAGAUGAUAAAGAUCCAGAAGAUUUUGAUUUGCAGUACAAUUUGUCUCAAGAUGAUGAUGAAAAUUAUGAUUAUGGAAGUUUUUCAACAUACAACCACUUUCAAUCUGCAACUGAAAUGAAAAAACCAGAAGUUCUUAUGGACACCAUAGCCAAAAUUAUAGAAAAUGAAAAAGUUGAUGAAUCACAACCUGAAAACAAAAAUGGCAUUGACCUGGAACUUGGUUCUAAUUCUAUUGAGAGCAAACUGAAAUUAGAAGAUGAAGUUAUUGAGGAUUUAGAUUUAAAAGUUGAUGAGGAAGUUUUGGGUAAUACAGAUGAGGUUAUAAGUGAAAGUUGUAUAGAAUUUGAAGGACAUGAUGCACCCAAGUCAGAAGAAAUAGUAGGAAAAGUAGAUACUCCAAACAUAUCUAAUAUUGAUCAGGAACAUUUAACCCCUUCUGAUUUGCCACCUAAUGACAUAUUAACUGAACUUCCUAGUUUAGACCAAAUUGAUGAACCUUCAUGUUACAUUGACGAAAUAGCUGCGGAAACUGUUAAUUUGAAACACACUGAUGGUUUGGCUCUUACUGAAGAUUUACAAAAUUUCCCUCAAGAACCCGUAGAUGUAAAAGAGCCUGUUGUAAAAGAUACUUUAAAAGACACUUUAAGUAAAGAUAAUGACUCACAAGAUAAUGAUGAUGAUUUUGGUGACUAUGAUGAGUUUCAGUUUGCAAGUGUUAGUGAUAAAACUACCAUUGUUAUUGACAGCUGUGAGAACCCAUGGGGCAACAGUGAGUCAGCUGAUAAUGACUUUGGAAACUUUGGUGAUUUCAAAGCAAGUUUUGAUAACAGUGAAGUCAAUAUAAAUGAAUCUAUCUCAAAUGAUGAUGAUGUUAUAAAAGAAAGUGAAGUGCACAUUAUAGCUGAAAACAUUCCAGAAAAUGAUGAUGAUUUUGGUGAUUUUAAUGACUUUAAGACUGGAUCUGCACUUGAUGAUCCUUCUGUAGGAACAGAAUUAAGAGAUGAUGAUGAAUUAUCUACUCCUCCUCCUUUACUGACCUUGCAAUCUCUUGAAAGUGAAAGUGAAUUUCAAGAAAGAGUGAACAGUUUAAUUAACAAUAUAUUCUAUGAGGAGAUGCCUGAACAUGGGGAGGUUUUUGAGGGAAGACUUGAGACACAGUUGAGUGUGACAUGGGGACAUUUGCUAGAAGUUGAUGUUAGACAGCCAUAUAUGGUGAACUGGAACAACUCUUUGGCACAGAAGACACUUUUGAAAGCUCUUUGUAUAGAUUCAAGAAAUAUUUUAUUUGGACCAAAAUGGAGUUCUAACAUGCCUAAAUAUGCUGCAACUCUAAGUGCAGCACCACUUCAACCUCAAAAGCAAGCUGCUCUGCCAAGUACUUCCCAAAGUGAAGCUGUAGCUGUAAUGCCCGAGAAGACUGCCAGUAAAUCUGCCAGUACUUGGUCAGACCCAUUUACAUCUGAUGGACAAGAGUCCUGCAACAAAGAAACGGCAAGGGAAACCACCAUCGCAGAACCCCGACCGACUGAUCUAGACGUAUUUGAGGCUCCAAUGACAAAAAAAGCUGAUAAGAUUUACUCCAGCACACUUAGUGCGCACCCAAUAAGGCAAAUCAAUCUUCCCGACACUCACAUUUUUACCCCCACUGAUUCGGAAACACCCAGAUCAAAAACUAUACACUACGACAACCCUACUGUACUUCUGCCCCAAACAACUUUAAGUAACAAAACUCCUAUUGAAACUUUAUCGCCACAACCCGGUACUAGUUCUUUGGCAAAAGCUGAUAGUGACGACUAUUGGGAAUUCCAAGACUUCAGAGGGCCUUCCACAUCAGCGUCAAAUAUAAGUCAUUCAAUUAGCAAAAAAACUGAAAAUGAAUCUUCAAAACCUACUUACGGGACACAAUUAUUACAACCCAUUAAAAUGGAACCCAUUAUGCCCAGUUUGAACUGGCCAGAUCCUGGACAAGUAAAAGAAACGUUUGAUGACUUUUCCGAGUUUAUAUCAAGUUCAACAUUGAGUACUAACAAUCAGAAACAGGAUGAAACAUAUAAUCAACCUGACAUAAAGGCUUUAACAACGGAAACACAGCCGACAAACACAGUUACAAGUACUGAAGUCACUACACAUAUUAGACCUGUAGUUGACACAGUAGAUGACGAUUUUGACACAUUCCAGUCUGCGCCACCAACAAGUAGCAAAUACUUAAAUUUUUCGAGUAAGAGCCACCACGCAUUAAGUAGCACAGCCAAUAUUCCACCUCAAACAGCACAGCAAAAUGUUCCCGAUUUUGAGUUUGCAUUCCCCAAAGUUGAAAGUGCUAAUUCCAAGUUAUCAAAUGUUAAAACAAAAGGCAAUAUUGUGCAAAAUCAAAUGUCCUUCACCCCACCUCAACUAAAUAGUAUUACUAAAGCCACAGAUCUCAAUUCUAAAAUUGCAACUCCACCAUUGCAACCAAUUCCCUCCAGCAGUUCUAAUGUUAUAUUACAUAAUCAUCAAAAGGGUGGACAAAUUUUACAACCAUUGUCUCUUGAAAGCAUAUCACAAAUCAAUUGGCCAAACCCUGGAAUUGAUCUUCAAGAUUUGUCUCGAUUCAAUCCCAUGGACACUGUGCAUACUCUAAGCAGCGAAUUCAGUACAAACAACCAUAGUAAAAGCUCAUCUCCCAUUCACAGUCAAAAAAAUUCUCAUAACAGUCAAGUCAUGGAUGAUGAUUGGGGGGAGUUCGUGUCGAGUGCGCCAAACCAACAGUUGCCUGCGCCUAAGAAACAGCCGACGUUUGUCGACGAAGAUGAAUGGACUGACUUUAUAUCAAGCCCUAGCGUGAAACCUCAGAAUGGAUUAAAUACUAUAAGUUUAAAUGUUCAUACAAAUAUUCAGAAAUCGGCGAACGCAACUAAAUUCACUAAAAAUCAACUUUCUCUCGACAUUCCGACCUUAAGUAUUAUUACGCCAAAGUCGAGUAAUAACAAAAAAAUUAACGAUAAUCAUUUUGAAAACUUAUAACGGCACAGAAAUCACCGGAACUACUUAAUAUAACAGUACUUAACUCCAAUAUACGAGAGAUAUUUGUAAAUAGGGUGGUGGUGGUACGUGUAUUUUCUUAACUUAAAACUAUUUUAAGCCUAUUUAUAUUUGUAACGAUUACAAAAUCCCGAUGCGUCGGCCUUUAUAUAGACAAAGAAGUGAGAAGUCGUCCUCCUCCGUUUGCAAAUGGUGAAAGAACAUUCUCAUACUACCUAUGCGCAGAGUUGCCACGCGGGUACAACUGGGUUGAAAACUUCGCGAACAUUAGGUAUUUUGUAAAAAAAUCAAUUAACAAGUGUUCAUUAUUUUAUAUAAGAUUUGGACCAUAGCCUGAGUUACUAUAGAAGUUACUUAUACCGUGCCAUAAGUUACUUGUUUAGCACCGCUAUCGCUAGUGCUGUUAGACUUAUAUUUUUUUCUCCCAAGCAAUUGAUUCGAUUAAUACGUACGUGUUGAAAUUGAUAGGUACAACGUUGAAAUCUACAAUUCUUGUACUUUUGUAAACAGACGAGAACACAUUUCACCUCGUACAUCGUACUCGUACACGUGUUAAAAAUCGAGAAUUUUUGUAGGUCUAGCCUGCAUUGAUUCAGUAUGUUAUUUAUGAAGUAAUUAUUGCCAACAAGUAGCUAAGCUGCACGGUAUUUUCAAAUAUUUUGUGUAGUAUGGGAGUGAUCGCAAACCCGUCCUAUUAUACUUUUUUUUAUUACAGUAUUUUUUGUUUAUUUAUUCAUAUUAAUUACGGCGUAUAUAUGCCCAAUUUUAACAAUUGAAUUGAACUGCUGAGUUCAUACAGAAUUAAAUGUGUUAAGCAAUACGUAAGAAUUUAAAUUUGCAAUUAAUUAUAUACUUCUAUUGUGUGCAUAUUGUGGAAUAUGUAUAAAAUGUAAAAAAAUAUGUGUAUGUAGAUAUCAUCACAAAGGUAGGAGACCGUUAGAUCUUGACAUUCGAAAUACAUAUUGUUACCAAGAUAUUAUCGGUACACGUAGGUUGUAAUGUAAAUGAACUUUUGUAAACUAUUUAUUUCAGUAAAACGUACUCUAUACUUUUCGCAAUUCUUCGUCAGUAUUUAACAUCUAUUCUACAUUGUUUU